Molecule: messenger RNA, 2305 nt
Organism: Gastrolobium bilobum
Lineage: Eukaryota; Viridiplantae; Streptophyta; Magnoliopsida; Fabales; Fabaceae
Product: GTP-binding protein OBGC, chloroplastic
Exons: 7
Coding region: 1-1857 (618 amino acids)
Cellular component (GO): mitochondrion
Molecular function (GO): magnesium ion binding; GTPase activity; GTP binding
Source: RefSeq, a predicted model, not a curated record
AUGGCUACUUCACUCUCGGUGUGGUUCUGUCCCAAUGCCUUAGCUCGCCCUAACACUCGCACUCGCACUCGCACACGCGUUAACGACAAACCUCUCCCGAACCCUAAAUUGAAGAAGGCGGAACCGGUGCCGGUGUUGCUCUCUGGCGGCGAACCCACCACCUACACUCGUCUCCCACUCAGAGAUGAUUAUUCAUCUCCUUCCACUUCUUCUUCCUCUUCCUCUUACGAAAUCAAACUCUCCGAUUCAAUUAACCAACUUCUCCGCAACGAACUACAACAAAACGAACAACAACAGGAACAACGACGACGACGAAAACAACAACAACAAGAAGAAGAAGUUGUCGAUGAUGGAGACUACUUCGAAGGCAAUGACGAUUCUGAAUUUGAAUCUGAAUCUGAAGGCGAUGAUGAAGGUGCAGAGCUUUUCAGCGGUGAAUCCGACGGCGAGGUGAAGGAGAAGGGGGUGCCGGCGGUGAUGCGGUGUUUCGACCGUGCCAAGAUUUACGUGAAGGCCGGGGAUGGUGGUAAGGGCGUGGUGGCUUUCCGGCGGGAGAAGUACGUUCCUGAGGGGGGGCCGUCCGGGGGCGACGGAGGGAGAGGUGGUGAGGUGUAUAUUGAAGUUGAUGGGUCGAUGAAUUCAUUGUUGCCGUUUCGGAACUGCAUGCAUUUCCGGGCAGAGAAAGGUUCCAAUGGUCAGGGGAGGUUGCAGGAUGGUGCCAGGGGAGAAGAUAUGGUGGUGAAGGUGCCUCCAGGCACAGUGAUCAGGGAUGGUGGUCAUGAUAAUGUGUUGUUGGAGAUGGUGUAUCCUGGUCAGAGAGCAUUGCUGUUGCCAGGUGGAAGAGGUGGCAGAGGGAAUGCUUCAUUCAAGACUGGGAAUAAUAAGGUCCCUAGGAUUGCUGAGAAUGGUGAAGAGGGUGUAGAAAUGUGGUUGGAGUUGGAACUCAAGCUUGUUGCUGAUGUUGGUAUAGUUGGUGCCCCAAAUGCAGGGAAAAGCACGCUUUUGAGUGUUGUUAGUGCUGCAAAGCCGGAGGUGGCAAGUUAUCCCUUUACCACUCUGCUUCCUAAUCUGGGUGUUGUUUCCUUUGACUAUGAUUCAACAAUGGUGGUGGCAGAUCUUCCUGGUCUACUUGAAGGAGCUCACCGAGGUUUUGGUUUGGGUCACGAGUUUCUGAGACACACUGAAAGGUGUUCUGCCUUGGUACAUAUUGUUGAUGGUUCAUCACAGCAGCCUGAUCUUGAGUUUGAUGCAGUUCGUCUAGAGCUGAAGCUGUUUAAUCCUGAACUUGCUGAGAAGCCUUAUGUAGUUGCUUAUAACAAAAUGGAUCUUCCAGAAGCAUAUGAAAAGUGGGAAUCCUUCAAAGAAAAGUUGCAAUCUCGUGGGAUCACACCUUUUUGUAUGAGCGCAAUCAAAAGGGAAGGUACUCAUGAAGUUAUCUGUGCUGCUUAUGAGCUUUUGCGCAGAAGUAAAGAAGACAAGGAGGAAUAUGAAGAUGGAAGAGAUAUGGUAGACUUGAACCAUGUGGCUGAUGCAGUACAGAAGCAACGAAGUGCAUCCAUUAGUGAUUUUGAGAUUUUUCGUGACGGGGAUACAAAUAUUUGGCAUGUGGUUGGAUCUGGAUUGCAACGUUUUAUCCAGAUGACAAAUUGGCGGUACGUUGAUUCAGAGAUAAGGUUCCAGCAUGUUCUUGAGGCUUGUGGUGUGUUUAAGUCUCUCAUGAAACUUGGUGUAAAGGAAGGCGACAAAGUGAUUGUUGGAGAGAUGGAGAUGAUAUGGCAUGACUCCUCAGACAAUUUUGGUGUAUCAAGGAUGAAGAAAAUAUCCACAAAUUCAAUUAAAUGGCCUGAAUUUAAGUAGUCCCACUCUAUUCCGGUGCUUCUAGAUUCAUCUUUAGUGCAACUAUCUCAUAGUUCAUGCAGGAAGCUAAUUCAGUCAAAAGGAGAUGAUAUUGAAGAGGAUAAAAAUCGUGAGAAGCUGCCUCAGAAAGAGUAAGGGUAAAGCAUGCUAAUUACAUGCCUGACGUGUGAUGGUAUGAUGCUGGUGCAUUUACGAUUUCAAAUUCUUUUAUUCAACUGGAAGCUGAGGUCCUCUUCAACUGAGUUAGGUUAGAUACAGUCGUAAAGGUGCACAUCCAGCAUCAUUUGUUGGCUUAAAUUGGUUUAAAACAGAUAAAUUGCCUAUGUAAUUCUAUAAUGAUGUGUUAGAAACGAAUUUGUAAUAGGAUGUAAAAUGUCUAAUAUGAUUACAUCAUUAUUUUUGACACACUGCUCUCAUGUGGAUUGGAUAAUUUGAUAAAAUUAUAGUG